Messenger RNA from Ostreococcus tauri, 846 nucleotides. Its product is annotated as Cytochrome c oxidase assembly protein CtaG/Cox11,domain. NCBI's taxonomy places the organism in Eukaryota, Viridiplantae, Chlorophyta, Mamiellophyceae, Mamiellales, Bathycoccaceae. Gene Ontology annotation, molecular function: copper ion binding. The transcript has a single exon. The coding region runs from base 1 to 846 and encodes 281 amino acids. Gene Ontology annotation, cellular component: mitochondrial inner membrane. The record is from RefSeq and is a predicted model, not a curated record.
AUGCGCCGCGUCUUCGCCCUCGCGACGUCGAGGGAGGUGCGCGGGGUCACCGCGGACUCGCUGCGGUGCGCGUCGAGGGCGGAGACGUCGAAGGGGACGGAGAUUCGAACGCGAGCGGUGACGUCGAGCGCGCGGGCGUCGAUUGGAAGACGCGGUGGCGCGGACGCGAACGCGCGCGAGGCGAACGCGACGGGCGCAAAGUACCUCGGGGCGAUGGUCGUCGCGGUCGUGGGCGCGACGUACGCGAGCGUGCCGCUGUAUAGGAUGUUUUGUCAAGCCACCGGGUUCGGCGGGACGACGCGGCGGGCGACGCUGGAGGAAAAGUUAGAGAGCGAAGCGUGGAGUAAGGAGGCGCGGGAUGAGGCGAGUAAGCGGGAGAUUAAGAUUUAUUUUAAUGCCGACGUGGCGGAGGGGAUGCCGUGGCGAUUUCGACCGACGCAGAAGAGCGUGACGGUGCGUCCGGGCGAGAGCGCGCUCGCGUUUUACACGGCGAAGAAUAACAGCUCGACGCCGGUGACCGGCGUGGCGACGUACAACGUACAGCCGAACAAGGUGGGACAAUACUUUAACAAGGUGCAGUGUUUUUGUUUCGAGGAGCAGCGCCUGAGGGGGAAGGAGGAGGUGGACAUGCCGGUGUUGUUUUACGUCGACCCGGAGUUCGCCAGAGACCCGGCGAUGCGAGACGUGCGGUCCCUCGUGCUCUCCUACACCUUCUUCAAGAGUGACGAUUUCGACGAAGACGAGGACGAGGGUGACGUUCGAGCGAGCGGCGUUCGCGUGCACGCCCCGUCCGCGCCGAUCACCACCGCGUCCGCACAGAGCCGUAGACGAGACGAUUCGCGUUGA